GGAGGCGGACACGUGGCAGCGGCGGCGGCGGCGGCAGCAGCGGCGGCGGCAGCAGCGGCGGCCUCGGUCCGGGGCGCCAGCCGUCCUCCCUCUUUCCUCCCGCAGCAGCCCUAGUUCCCGCCUCUCGGCUCCCCCGGCCACGCUCUCCCGGCCGGGAGCUGCUCUCUCCUCUUUCUAGUUUCCAGCCACAGGACCCGGCGCGGGGCCCGCAGCGCCGCCACCAUGGGGAAGGGGGUUGGACGAGACAAAUAUGAGCCUGCAGCUGUAUCAGAGCAUGUCGACAAAAAGGGCAAAAAGGCCAAGAAGGAAAGGGACAUGGAUGAACUGAAGAAGGAAGUUUCUAUGGACGACCAUAAGCUCAGCCUUGAUGAACUCCAUCGUAAAUACGGAACAGACUUGAGCCGAGGCUUAACACCUGCGAGGGCUGCUGAGAUCCUGGCCCGGGACGGCCCCAACGCCCUCACCCCCCCUCCCACUACUCCUGAAUGGGUCAAAUUCUGUCGGCAGCUCUUUGGGGGCUUCUCCAUGCUGCUGUGGAUUGGGGCUAUUCUUUGUUUCUUGGCUUACGGCAUCCGAAGUGCUACAGAAGAGGAGCCGCCCAAUGAUGACCUGUACCUCGGUGUGGUGCUCUCUGCUGUAGUAAUCAUAACUGGCUGCUUCUCCUAUUAUCAAGAAGCUAAAAGUUCCAAGAUCAUGGAAUCCUUCAAAAACAUGGUCCCUCAGCAAGCACUUGUAAUUCGAAAUGGCGAGAAAAUGAGCAUCAACGCAGAAGAUGUCGUAGUCGGGGACCUGGUGGAGGUGAAAGGUGGAGACCGGAUUCCUGCUGAUCUCAGAAUCAUCUCUGCAAACGGCUGCAAGGUGGAUAACUCCUCACUCACCGGUGAGUCAGAACCCCAGACUCGGUCCCCAGAUUUCACCAACGAGAACCCCUUGGAGACGAGGAACAUUGCUUUCUUCUCAACCAACUGUGUGGAAGGGACUGCACGUGGCAUCGUGGUGUACACUGGGGAUCGAACUGUGAUGGGCAGAAUCGCCACACUUGCUUCUGGGCUGGAAGGCGGCCAGACACCCAUUGCUGAAGAAAUCGAACAUUUCAUCCACCUCAUCACGGGUGUGGCCGUGUUCCUGGGGGUCUCUUUCUUCAUCCUUUCCCUGAUCCUGGAGUACACCUGGCUGGAGGCUGUCAUCUUCCUCAUUGGGAUCAUCGUAGCCAAUGUGCCGGAAGGUUUGCUGGCCACUGUCACGGUGUGCCUGACGCUCACUGCCAAGCGCAUGGCCAGGAAGAACUGCCUGGUCAAGAACUUGGAAGCUGUGGAGACCUUGGGGUCCACGUCUACCAUCUGCUCAGACAAAACUGGAACUCUGACUCAGAACCGGAUGACCGUGGCCCACAUGUGGUUCGACAAUCAGAUCCACGAGGCUGACACCACGGAGAAUCAGAGUGGUGUCUCCUUUGACAAGACGUCGGCCACCUGGUUCGCUCUGUCCAGAAUUGCUGGUCUCUGUAACAGGGCCGUGUUUCAGGCAAACCAAGAAAACCUGCCUAUUCUUAAGCGGGCAGUUGCAGGCGAUGCCUCUGAGUCGGCACUCCUAAAGUGCAUUGAGGUCUGCUGUGGCUCCGUGAUGGAGAUGCGGGAGAAGUACUCCAAGAUAGUGGAGAUUCCCUUCAACUCCACCAACAAGUACCAGUUGUCCAUUCACAAGAACCCAAACACUUCCGAGCCUAAACACCUGCUGGUGAUGAAGGGCGCCCCAGAAAGGAUCCUGGACCGCUGCAGCUCCAUCCUCCUCCAUGGCAAGGAGCAGCCGCUGGACGAUGAGCUGAAAGACGCCUUUCAGAAUGCCUACCUGGAGUUGGGAGGCCUUGGGGAGCGAGUGCUAGGUUUCUGCCACCUCCUUCUGCCCGACGAACAGUUUCCGGAAGGCUUCCAGUUUGACACUGAUGAAGUCAAUUUCCCUGUGGAUAACCUCUGCUUUGUGGGUCUGAUCUCCAUGAUUGACCCUCCUCGAGCCGCUGUCCCCGAUGCCGUGGGCAAAUGCCGCAGCGCUGGGAUUAAGGUCAUCAUGGUCACAGGAGACCAUCCGAUCACAGCCAAAGCCAUUGCCAAGGGUGUGGGCAUCAUCUCAGAAGGCAACGAAACUGUGGAAGACAUUGCUGCCCGCCUCAACAUUCCAGUGAACCAGGUGAACCCCAGAGAUGCCAAGGCCUGUGUCGUGCAUGGCAGUGACUUGAAGGACAUGACCUCCGAGGAGCUGGAUGACAUUUUGCGGUACCACACGGAGAUUGUGUUCGCCAGGACCUCUCCUCAGCAGAAACUCAUCAUCGUGGAGGGCUGCCAGAGGCAGGGUGCCAUCGUGGCCGUCACGGGGGAUGGUGUCAACGACUCUCCAGCUUUGAAAAAAGCAGAUAUUGGGGUUGCCAUGGGGAUUGUUGGCUCAGAUGUGUCCAAGCAAGCUGCUGACAUGAUUCUCCUGGACGACAACUUUGCCUCCAUUGUGACUGGAGUGGAGGAAGGUCGCCUGAUCUUUGAUAACUUGAAGAAAUCCAUUGCUUACACCCUCACCAGUAACAUUCCGGAAAUCACCCCCUUCCUGAUAUUUAUUAUUGCGAACAUUCCACUGCCCCUGGGGACUGUGACCAUCCUCUGCAUUGACUUGGGCACUGACAUGGUUCCCGCCAUCUCCCUGGCCUAUGAGCAGGCUGAGAGCGACAUCAUGAAGAGACAGCCCAGAAAUCCCAAAACGGACAAACUUGUGAAUGAGCGCCUGAUCAGCAUGGCCUAUGGACAGAUCGGUAUGAUCCAGGCCCUGGGGGGCUUCUUCACUUACUUUGUGAUUCUGGCCGAGAACGGUUUCCUCCCCUUUCACCUGUUGGGCAUCCGAGAGACCUGGGAUGACCGCUGGGUCAACGAUGUGGAAGACAGCUACGGGCAGCAGUGGACCUACGAGCAGAGGAAGAUCGUGGAGUUCACCUGCCACACAGCGUUCUUCGUCAGUAUUGUGGUGGUGCAGUGGGCCGACUUGGUCAUCUGCAAGACCAGAAGGAACUCUGUCUUCCAGCAGGGGAUGAAGAACAAGAUCUUAAUAUUUGGCCUCUUUGAAGAGACAGCCCUCGCUGCCUUCCUGUCCUACUGCCCUGGGAUGGGCGCCGCCCUUAGGAUGUAUCCCCUCAAACCUACGUGGUGGUUCUGUGCCUUCCCCUACUCCCUCCUCAUCUUCGUGUAUGACGAAGUGCGGAAGCUCAUCAUCAGGCGACGCCCUGGCGGCUGGGUGGAGAAGGAGACCUACUACUAACCCACUGCCCUGCACGCCGUGGAGCAUGUGGAGCAUCGUGCCACACUGCACCCACCCCCACCCCCUCUUUGUGUACUUCAAGUCUUGGAGCUCGGAACUCUACCCUGGUAGGAAAGCGCCAAAGCAUGUGGGGAGCCAGACGUCCUGGAAUGAAGCAUGUAGCUGUCAUGGGGGGCGGGGGGAGGGCUGCCUGAAAACACCCUGUACAGGAACGACAGUGGGCAAGGUUUAUAUGUGCCUUUUUGUUUUUGUAAAAAAGGAAAACCUGGAAAGACUGAAAGAUUACGUUUUAUAUCUGGAUUUUUACAAAUAAAGAUGGCUAUUAUAAUGGA
Messenger RNA from Peromyscus californicus insignis, 3626 nucleotides. It is a transcript of the gene Atp1a1, whose product is annotated as ATPase Na+/K+ transporting subunit alpha 1. The transcript has 23 exons. The coding region runs from base 223 to 3294 and encodes 1023 amino acids. Lineage: Eukaryota; Metazoa; Chordata; Mammalia; Rodentia; Cricetidae. Gene Ontology annotation, molecular function: P-type sodium:potassium-exchanging transporter activity; ATP hydrolysis activity; ATP binding. The record is from RefSeq and is a predicted model, not a curated record. Gene Ontology annotation, biological process: intracellular sodium ion homeostasis; sodium ion export across plasma membrane; proton transmembrane transport. Gene Ontology annotation, cellular component: membrane.